Messenger RNA from Ictidomys tridecemlineatus (thirteen-lined ground squirrel), 4492 nucleotides. RefSeq names its product oligophrenin 1 (gene Ophn1). Gene Ontology annotation, cellular component: actin cytoskeleton; cytoplasm; terminal bouton. Gene Ontology annotation, biological process: negative regulation of proteasomal protein catabolic process; synaptic vesicle endocytosis; regulation of synaptic transmission, glutamatergic. Lineage: Eukaryota; Metazoa; Chordata; Mammalia; Rodentia; Sciuridae. Gene Ontology annotation, molecular function: protein binding; GTPase activator activity. The record is from RefSeq and is a predicted model, not a curated record.
AAUCUUCAGCUAGCUCUGGAGCGAGGAGCGAGGAGCUAGGAGAGGCGGCUCCCAAUCCCAGCGCUCACCCCCGCCUACACCCUGGGCGGGCCGAAGUGUCACGUUUGCAAGUGCUCAGGAAGGAUUCGGCCCGUCUUCGGAGGCAAGCCGGUCAGGCUGCGGUUUCUGCUGCCUAUAAGGAGAGGCGAUGCCAAGCGGGUAUGCUGCUUACUAGGCAGCACCCCAUCAGGAUCCGACUGCAUUAGUAAGCCUUCACAGUCACCUGAAGCCACCGACGGGCCGCGCGUUCCUCGUACGCACCAGCCACUGCUUCCCAGGAAUCUCAUUGGAACAGAACCAUGGGGCAUCCUCCGCUGGAGUUCAGCGAUUGCUACUUGGACAGCCCCGACUUCCGUGAGAGGCUCAAGUGUUAUGAGCAGGAGCUGGAGAGGACCAAUAAAUUCAUCAAAGACGUGAUCAAAGACGGCAACGCGCUUAUCAGCGCCAUGAGAAAUUACUCCUCUGCUGUUCAGAAAUUUUCCCAGACGCUGCAGUCCUUUCAAUUUGAUUUUAUUGGAGACACUCUGACUGACGAUGAGAUUAACAUUGCUGAAUCCUUCAAGGAGUUUGCUGAAUUGCUCAAUGAAGUAGAAAACGAAAGGAUGAUGAUGGUACAAAAUGCUAGCGAUUUGCUGAUCAAACCCCUGGAAAAUUUCCGGAAGGAGCAAAUAGGUUUCACAAAGGAGCGGAAAAAGAAAUUUGAAAAGGAUGGUGAAAGGUUUUAUUCUUUACUGGAUCGGCACUUACAUCUGUCAUCUAAAAAGAAAGAAUCUCAAUUACAAGAGGCAGAUCUCCAGGUGGAUAAAGAGAGACACAUUUUCUUUGAGUCCUCCCUCGACUACGUUUAUCAAAUCCAGGAAGUUCAGGAAUCCAAGAAGUUCAAUAUUGUGGAGCCAGUCUUGGCCUUUCUUCAUAGCCUCUUCAUUUCCAACAGCUUGACUGUGGAGCUCACACAGGAUUUCCUUCCAUACAAACAGCAGCUGCAGCUCAGUUUGCAGAAUACAAGAAAUCAUUUCUCCAGUACCCGGGAAGAGAUGGAAGAACUUAAGAAAAGGAUGAAAGAAGCUCCCCAGACAUGCAAACUUCCAGGACAGCCAACCAUAGAAGGCUAUCUCUAUACACAAGAGAAAUGGGCCUUGGGAAUAUCCUGGGUGAAAUACUACUGCCGUUAUGAGAAAGAGACCAAAACACUCACCAUGACACCUAUGGAACAAAAGCCAGGGGCUAAGCAGGGACCCUUGGAUUUAACCCUGAAAUACUGCGUGAGAAGGAAGACAGAGUCUAUUGACAAGAGGUUCUGUUUUGAUAUAGAAACUAAUGAGAGACCAGGUACCAUCACUCUGCAGGCUCUAUCAGAAGCUAACAGAAGGCUAUGGAUGGAAGCUAUGGAUGGGAAAGAACCUAUCUACCACAGCCCCAUAACGAAACAGGAAGAAAUGGAGCUGAAUGAAGUGGGGUUCAAGUUUGUUAGGAAGUGCAUCAAUAUCAUUGAGACGAAAGGCAUCAAGACAGAAGGCUUGUACCGCACUGUGGGCAGCAAUAUUCAGGUUCAGAAGCUGCUGAAUGCCUUUUUUGAUCCCAAAUGCCCAGGAGAUGUUGAUUUUCAUAAUAGUGACUGGGACAUUAAGACAAUCACCAGCUCCUUGAAAUUCUACCUCAGGAAUCUUUCUGAACCUGUCAUGACCUAUAGGCUUCACAAAGAGCUGGUCUCUGCUGCCAAGUCUGAUAACCUGGAUUAUCGGCUAGGAGCUAUUCAUUCCCUGGUUUAUAAGCUACCAGAAAAGAACCGUGAGAUGCUGGAACUUCUGAUAAGACACUUGGUCAAUGUGUGUGAGCACAGCAAAGAGAAUCUCAUGACCCCUUCCAACAUGGGGGUGAUCUUUGGGCCCACCCUGAUGAGAGCUCAAGAGGACACUGUGGCUGCCAUGAUGAACAUCAAAUUUCAGAAUAUCGUGGUUGAAAUCCUAAUUGAGCACUUUGGCAAGAUCUAUUUGGGUCCACCUGAGGAGAACACUGCACCCCCAGUGCCUCCACCUCGAGUGACAGCAAGAAGACACAAACCAAUCACAAUUUCGAAGCGAUUACUGCGAGAAAGGGCGGUUUUCUAUACUUCUUCCCUGGAUGAAAGUGAAGAUGAAAUCCAACAUCAAACACCUAAUGGUACUAUCACUAUCAACCUAGAACCCCCGAAGCUGCCACAACACCUCAAACUACCUAUGCAGAGGAGUGGGGAAGCUGAUCCUGGGAGAAAGUCUCCAAGCAGGCUUAUUUCAGAUGGCAAAUUGGAGCCGUGCCCUGAGGUGGAUGUGGGGAAGUUGGUAUCUAGGAUACAGGAUGGAGGGACCAAGACUACCCCAAAGGCCACCAAUGGACCAAUUCCAGGCCCUGGCCCCACAAAGACCCCUCCUUUCCACAUAAAGAGACCAGCUCCCCGACCCCUGGCUCACCACAAGGAAGGGGAUACUGACAGUGUCAGCAAAGUGCGGCCUCCAGGAGAAAAGCCAACGAUCAUCCGUCCCCCAGUGAGACCCCCAGACCCUCCCAGCCGGGCAGCUACUCCCCAAAAGCCAGAACCAAAGCCAGAUAUUAUAGCUGGCAAUGCAGGGGAAAUCCCAUCAUCCGUGGUGGCUUCCAGGACCCGGUUCUUUGAAACAGCUUCCCGGAAAACAGGAAGUUCUCAAGGCAGACUUCCUGGAGAUGAGAGUUGAGGCCACAGGUUUUAAAAUCCUUGGCCUCAGGGAUCCUUUCCAGGUCCUGAAAGGGUCUACUUCAAAGCCUUGUGUCCUGAGACAUUUUGUGCUGAAGAGCAGCUCCUUCUUGGCCCUGCACCUUCAGGCUCAUGGGAAGCCAAAAAUAAGGGGCACAUGUCCUAGACACAUGUUUAUUUCUCCUUUGUAUUCUGUCUUCAUCCCCUCAGAAGGUCUGUAUUAAGCUCCUGUAACACUGUGAAUGUCUGGAUUCCCUCAAGCCCCAGACUCUGCCAAAACCAAGAUAUCCACUGACCUGAGUCGAAGAAGGGAGCCUAGUUUUCAACUCUUCCCUGAACUUCCUGCUUCCUCAAAAGGCUGUCAAACUCUCAAGAUUUGGGGCUAAAGACUGGUCUUAGGAGUCUUGCUCUGAACUAAAGGCAACUUGAUUUGGGGUCAUUGCUUACCUUGGUUGAAGAGGAGUAGGAAUGUUUGCUGAAUAUUGGAGAAUGUUAACAUGUCUCUUACUGAGGAUAUGGGCACUGGUGCCAGGUUGGUGCUCUGGCAUUGCCGUAUGUUGCUAAGAGCCUGUCUGCUGUGGGACCAGACAGCAUGGGUUAUGCCCCUCAUAGUGCUCACACCCUGCAUGGACUUAGGAAGGGGGCCUUCCUGCUCUUGCUUACAGCCACUUAGGACAAAUCUGCAAAGCAUGUUUUGCAUGUCAAAGCCUAGGUCUAUUUGGAUCAUCCUUCCUGUUUUCACCUAAAAGCUUCCUUUCCAAGCAAACAAGAAAAAGUGAAAAACAAACAAAACUACUCCAAACUGAAAAUAUUUCUUUAAAAAGGCAUAUUGUGUUUUGUCAUAUUGAAGCUCCAUUCUUGAGUCAAAUUUUAGGAAAAAUUGUUAAGAUGGAGGGAAGCCAAGUAGUUAUUGCUGUUGCUUCAUGUUUGCCUUCUGCUGAUAAGCUAUUUUAUCUCCUGAAAAAAAGGCAAUUUUUCUAUCGAGUGUCCAUGGAUUCAGGAACUCCAUGAUGCCCCUGAGAUGUUAUGCAUGAUUCCAUGAUAAUUUGCCUUUUCUGGGCAGAUAGUCCAUAAUAUUUUACUGAAUUUCAAAUGGGCCUAUGACCCAAAAAACAUUAAGAACCACACCUCAUGAGAUAAAAGACUCAUUUUACAGUCCAUAAAGCAUUUGAUUAGAAGAGAUUCUCAAAAACAUUUAGUCUAACAGCCUAGUUUACUGACAGAGCAAGUUGGUGACCACAGCAGAACAAGAUCCCAGGUCCUGGAGCUGGUAUGUGGAGUUCUUUCUAUUACACCACACUUUUCUAACCAGGGGCCUUAGGGUUGGUGGCUUUAAUGACCAUCAGUUUGGGGGGUUGGCUUUUUACCCUUUUUAUUGACCUCACAUUUACCACCAAGGGGAAAACUUCAAAAAACAAUCCCCUGAUCCCCUUCAUUGAUCAUCUCAAUCACUAGAAGGGAAUUAAAUCAAUGUAGUGGGUCAGAAAGCUAAGAAAUAAUUUCCGAAUCCUGUUUGUUGAAAGAGAUCUUCUGAAAAAGUGUCAGUGUUCCUAGGCAGAUGCUGUGGCCAUAGCCUCUCUUUAAGGUCCAUGUGACUAUAACAUGACCCAGUAUGGGAGGAAGGGCUUUCCUGCUUCCACUCUUCUAACAUGAGCCCACUAGUACACUGAUUGUAGUACUUAGAGAGAAGCAUAGAUAUGGAGAGAGAGAGAGAGAGAGAGAGAGAGAGAGAGAGAGAGAGAGAGA